GGGCAAUUAUAGGUCCGCGCAUGCGCAAUGCUCCCCAUCCCCCGCUCUGUGUGUGUGUGAUGUCUUAGAGUGGAUUUUAAAGAUGGCCGGAGCGGCUCCCGUCUACUGUGUCUGCCGGCAGCCCUACGAUGUGAGCCGGUUCAUGAUCGAAUGCGACAUCUGCAAGGACUGGUUCCACAGCAGGUUAGGGGCGCCUUGGGGCCUCACCUUGGGAUUUUGGGGUGUAGGGUUGUGAAGAGUCACAGCUGGGAUAGGGAAGGGGGUGAUAAUAACAAUAAGGUGGUCUGAGGUAAUCGGGGGAGCCAGGGCCCUUGCUGGCUGCUCUAGGUGAUGGGAGUCUUACUGAAGGCGUAGUAUAGAAGUGGUUGUGGUGUCAGGGACAGGUGGCAGAGAUUAAUAGGGAAACCCCAAAGAGUGCACAGCACUGUCUGUUGGUGUGCAUGGGAUCCUUAAUCACUAAUGACAGGUUCAGGGGUACAGCUUUCCUCUGGACACAUUACAAACAGUUAUACUGGGGGUCACUAAAAAUGCCUUUGACACUUCUGAUGACAGAAAGUCUCCCAGGCCAAACAUGGUUGUGUUGCCAGUUUUAUUAUAAAUGUGAUGACCUGCAAUGGGAGUCCCAAGCUAAUAAUUGUUUAAGGCAUGUUAAGGUCACUCUAAAGAAUAUGGAAAGGGCACAGAUGUCGUAUUUCAUUAGUAAUAAUAGUAAGGUAUGUGGAUAUUGUACCUCAAAAUAAUCUGUCGUUUGCAAGAGCCAAAGUUUAAAAAGCAAAACAAAAGCAAAUUGAUGGAGACCUCCUAUAUUUAGGGGUACUGAUGUACUCCUAUGUGAUGGAUAGUUACUCCAAAAAAAUAAAAAAAAUAAAUGAGAUUUGGGGGUGCAGGAAGUCACAGGGGUGCAGGAAAUCUUACUUAGUAACUGGAAAAUGUAUCUUAUGGAUUAAUAAAUACAGCUUCAUAGAGCCCCUUUCUGUUACACGGAAGUCAACUGACUCCCCCAAAGCACUCCUGAGUAGGUUUGUUUUGGUGCUCAGGUAAUGUUCUAGUAUAAUGUUGUGAUUGUUACAAAGUAGUUGGAUUCUAGUCCAAUUUUAAUGAUAGAUGAUUGUAUGUACAAAACUGAUCUUGUGAACUGACAUUCAGAUGGGUGCAUGUAAGUGUGCUGAAGAUGCCCCCAAAUUGGUAUAGAAACCACCAUCACUUGCUAAUUACUAUAUAAUGCAAAGACUAAAUGUGUGCAAUGUAACUCCUCUUUCUCGAAUACUAUGUUUUGGGUAAAGGGAAUAUUUCUCCCCUGGCUGUAGCCACGUGAUUGUGCCAGGCUGUUUAUGUUGAGAUAAUUAGAGUUGGGGAGGUCCUGAAAUCCAGACAUAUUGAUAAGAACAGUUUGUGCCUAGGUCCUUAAUAAAAAGGACCCGGAUUUGUGUUGUGUCAUGGUCGUGAUUUGAUGCUUUCACACUGCGGGCUUCUUGUAACAAUGAGAAUUUUUUUUUUCUCUCUUUAUCGGUGUCCUAUGUAUUCUGUCAUUCUUUCACUUUGUUUCACGUGAGCAUUUUAUUUUGUAGUUUAGCAGCACCCCCUGUGACAUUUUCCUAGUGCCUGUUACGUCAUGCGUAUUUCCUGUCUAUGUUACGACUACAGAAUUGGUAACCUGCAAUAAUGCUUAUUGUACUCUUUCUGUGGAUGGCAUUGAGAUAUUUCAGUGCUUUAUGUGUGCAGUACCCCUGCAUUGCAAUAGUUAAUGCCAGAAGCCAUAGUAUCUAGACAUAACUGUCCUAAUUUCACCUCUUGAUAAGCGAGUGAGCCACUUGUGCUUUGAAAUGAGAUCGUGGCUGGCAAAUGCCUAUUUUGUGGGACUCUGAUCUGCUGUCCCCAUGCGACAUUAAAAUGCCCAAAUUAUGAUGAGGUCCCGUGAGGAGUCUGGUUCCUUUCAGGGAUACCUAAACAAAGGAAGCAGUUUCCUACUGUUCUUCCAGAGGCUUUCCUUUUUUUUUUUUUUUCUGUUUUGCAUAACACGUUUUUCUUGGUUAAACACCAAAGAUGUUUGAGGGUGCAGUUGAUUAUUUCUAUUUUUUUUUUUUAUAUAUAAUACUAUUUUUAAAAUUUAUUUAUUUUUAACAUUUUUAUUUCGGUCUAUUGCCUUGUUCUCCGGGUUCUUAGCAUUGUUUUCAAGUAUCAGCCUAGAUUAUUUGCUCAGACGCCGGAGGAGGCGGUUGUGAUUGUAAGGAGUGCUGGUGAUUGACAACAAGGCUGUGAGGACAUUUAAAUCCUCCCAUUUAACAAAAACACAGGCUCCAAUAUGCACAAAAGCCCCCUACAGUGUGCACGAUGCAACUGCAGCAAGUAUGACUGUUUGUCUGUAUUGUUGCUAUGAUAACAGUGUUUUUUUUUUUUUUUUUUUUUCUUCUUCGAACACUGUUAUGGGAUGCAUGUCAGGCAUUUAGUGUGUGCUACUGAUUGAUUUCCCCCCCCCCCCCCCAACUAGUAUUUGCUUUACCCCAGAAGGGUUGGAUGCUUUGUGUUUUCUUUUAUGGUUUUAUAUAUUUUCAAUUUUUACAAAGCUUUCUUGACAUUUGAUUGUUUUUCACACUUUGAUAUUUUUUUUUUUUUUGUCUUCACAGUUUCUUGUCUAACAUUUUUCAUGAUUUAUAUUAUAAGAUUUGUUUUGUCCGUUUCUUUUAUACUACUGCGAAUAUCAGAAAUAUAGGCCAUCUGAAGGCAAAACACAUGCUGCAUUGUCUUUGAUCCAUCACGUGAACUUGUAACUUUUUUUUUUUUUGGACUACCAGCUCUCUUCCAUUGUCUGAAACUAAGCAAGAUUUUUCACAUCUUAAUGUAUAAAAAUACUGUAAUGUUUUGUGACCAAUGAACAUUUAGUGUUUCUUUUGGUGAAAAUCAUGUUUCACCAUAAGAGCAAGCUCAAAAAAAUAAAUCCUGUUAAACAGUAUAUCAAGGUAUUUAUCGAAAACAUUCAAACUGCUCUAGGGAUACCCCCUUAGGCAUCUGUUACAGCCUUGAACUCUAACUUGUUGAAAGCAAAGGUUAGGUUGUUUGUCUGAGUCAAGCAGGGUUAUUCACGAAACUGAUUUGCUAGGAAUUACACAGUGAUUUUCAAAUCAUAGUGCUCAGUAGCUAAAUUGUGAACAAUUCUUAAUGUCUUAAUGUUUUCAGGUUUUUCUCUUUUUUUGUCAAAAAUGGGAAAUUCACUUUGAAUAUAUACAAUCUGCAAUAGAGCAACCUACCUACACUGCCCGAUUUUUAAUUGAUUUCUUGACAUUGGUCAGUAGAUUAUAUUUAAUAUGGAUAUUAUGAUUGGGACAGUGUCAUGUUUUAAUUUUGCAUUUACUGGGCGCUAUGGUUUUUUUGUUCUUCUUGGUGGACUUGUAUUGAAAGUAAAAAUGAAAAGCUUUUUAGGCAAUUUUUUAUUUUUAUUUUUUUAUUUAUUGUAUGCAAUAAUGUAACAGUGGUGUAAUCGGGUGUACACAAUGUAUUUCUGCUUUGUUGAAACUUCACAUGCCAGCUAGAUAAUGUCUUCUUUCAAAUAAACUUGCAAUUUUUUUGUGCACAGCCAAUUAGUAGGCAAUGUAGGAUGUUGCUUUGUAUAUUAUUAUUUAUUUAUUUAUACAUUUGCUGCAGCUGCUCUUCUAUUGCACAGGCAAGUAGCAGCAAUAACGUCAUCACAGACCAAGGGGAUACUUCCAAUCCGGAGCCUCUCAUUGUGGUCUGUGGGAUCUGACCUUCAAUACAACUCUAUCCAACAGGAGUUUAUGGGAUACGUAGUUUAUCACAUAAGGAGUUUUUAACUGGAUUUACAUAAUUCUCAGACUUGUGAACUGUGCACACUGUUUACCCUAGCAGUUGACUGCACCUGUGAACUACAGCGGGUUUGACACUGUGUGCCAAAGAAGGAAACUAAGAACUUAAUGGCAUCUGUGCAGUCUACACAUAUUUGUACAGUCAUGUGUAACUACCAUCACUGACAUCGCAAGGACAUCAUUGUGCAGAUAAUGACACAAGCAACGGAGGUACAGAGCCCGUAAGUCAAAAUUCUGAUCGCAAUGGGGGGAUACAACCUCCCUACAAGGAUCCACGACUGGACAACCAUGGAAGCUAAACGAUGCCGCUUUCAAAACAUGCAUGGAUUGUGAGAUGGACAUUGCCAAUUAUUUGCAGGACUUUUGAAUGCCAGUGUGCUUUCGAGGGCCUGGACAAGGCUAACAGGGCUGCCAUCCUUUGCAGCAAAUUGUCGGGUAGAGCAGCAGAAGCAUACUGGGCUGUACCAGACUCGGACAUCCACAAUUACAAGCAGGUCAAAGAGACACUGCUAGCCAGGAAUGCGGUUACCCCAUGAAGCCUACUCUUCUGCCGACUGGCCUUUUCGUAUACAUUGAGCCAUCCAAAAUUGGAUGCAGGGCAACCAACUUGAAUGACGCCUUGCAGCUGUUACUGUUAGAACAAUUGUUCGAUCAUACGUCCACAGUUAUUCAAGACUGGGUCAGGGACCAAAAGCCCCUGACUGUGGAAGAAGCGGCCGAUUUUUUUAAUUUUACGAUGGCCGAAGGAUCGAAAGCGGCAGGGGGCACCCAGUGUAUCAACCCAACUAUUAUACCCUGAUGACCACACUACUGAACAGAGUUGUAACAGAGCCCCUGUACCCAGAGUGGUUCCUCCGCUGUAAAUUUUCCCAGGUCCUGAGGCACUUAAUCACGCCCAGACAUUUAGAUAAUUGACUUAAUAAUGGUAAACAAAUUAUCACCCAGAUACAGACAGCGCAACACAGAAAUACCCCCAAAACCUCCUUUAAACAUUAAUGUACCCUCACAUAUAAUACACAAUUUUAAAGGGGAGAUCAGAGUGUCCAUUCUGGCAAAAUAGCGCUCUGAUUCAUGCAUAAUUGUCUAAACGCCACACAGUCAAAGUUUUGCCCGACCGCUACCAUAGUCUUGCUGAAAAGAGUUCCAUGCGGUUGGGUUAAAUCCUCUGUGAUUUAUCUGGCGCCUUAUCUUCGUGGGAAAUGGGAGUUCCCUGAUGAUUUCAGGGAGCAAUUGUUCACUUCCAUUUACAUAAGUUUCCCUCCAAAAAGCACUCUUCUGCGAUGCUGGGAAAGUGGGGAAAAUGGAGGUCCAAUAUUUUGACCAUGAAAUCUCCAGCCGGAGUUCCAGGGAGUCUUCAGGUUGGUCCUGCUAAUAGUCUAGACACUCCUACUCUCAGUGAGGGGAGAAAUGUUUUUGAGAUGGAAGCGGCAGGAUUUGGCAGUAGACUGAACAUGAGGUGUGAAGGAGAGGCCGGAGUCAAAGAAAACACCUAGCCAGCGAGCCUUUGUGGUGGAGCUGAUGGUAGCACCGAUGACUUUUAGGGAGACAGACACAGGAGUAGCAACACUUGAGGGAGGAAAGACCAGAAUUUCAGUUUUGGUUAAGUUUUAAGGAAGUGGGCAGCCAUCCAGUUAGAAAUGGCAGAGAGGCAGUCAGAGACAUGUCAUCCGCAUAUAAAUGAUAUUGGAAGCCAAAGGAGCUAUUGAGUUUACCAAUCUUUUAUGUCCAAUUUUCGGUGAAGUAUUUUUCUCUCUAUCCCUAGACGUUUUAGGUUUUCCAUCCCUCACAAGCUCAAAAACCUUGAUUUCCAGCGCCAAGGCCCAUCUGUGCCGGAUUGCUCUCCUCCAGCAUCGUCACAGUGAUGAGGGAACCUCACCCAUGCUUAUUAGACCUUCCCUAUUGGAAAGUAUUGUCAUUGUUUUCCUAUAGCGAUUUUUGAACCUUCAAUUUCUAUUAAUCAUUUAUAUUAACAAAUAUUUGGUGUUUGGCGUUCUGCUUUGGUGGUCUUAUUUGGAAAUCCUAGCUCGUAUUUGCAUAGGGAGAUGUUUGCCUUUUAUCCCAUAUUUUUAUAAAUAAAUUCGGUUGGUUAUUAAAUAGUAACCUUUCUCCAUUGAGCAUUGGUAAUAUAUUUGGUUUAUUUCCGUUUUGAUGCCCUUGCUUUUUCCAAUUUCUCGCUAUGCAUAUUUUUACUGCCAGCAUACUAUGAAUCAUUGAAUAAAUUAGGAGUUUCUCCAAUUGAGGAAAGUCUAGAUGGAGGAGAAGGAACUGUGGGGUCAAAGAGAACUCAUUCAUUGAGAUUUCCAAGAGGAGUCUUUUGAAGUUAUUUUUUUAGUGUCUAACCCAGAGCAUGCGCACCAAAUAUGGAAAUUGGAUCCUUUGGCGUUUUUGCAUCUCCAAUAUUGGUCAGAAUGAACACUAUAGAUUUAAUUUUGUUGGAACCAUAUAACACUGUAUAAAACUUUAUAAUAAAGCUCAAACACAUGUACACAGUGUGUACUGUGUUUGACCCAUUUAAUACUCUGUUUCCAAGUUUGGAUCUCAAAUUUUUUAAAGUCCAGUUCCCAUUUCUUUAUUGGAGGCUCUUUGACAAAGGUGUCAUAAAUACUAAGACUUUUAAGUGAACGGAUAUUCUCUUCUGAGGGUUGUGGUUCUCUAAGAAAUCAGUGGUGCCAUUAUGUGCUAAGAUUUGUUUUGUAGAUGGGUUUUUUUUUUUUUUACUCCCAAGUACGUAAACACUGUGCCUGAAGCAAGAGAAUAAAUAGACUGCAGUUGUUGGAAAGGAAUUGGACUACCGUUAGAAUAGAUACCUGGUUGAUCCCACAUCCAUGAGAGGCUGUCUUAACCCUGCAUGUAAAAGGGCAAUGUCACCAUUGAGCGUCUUGGCAAAUUAUGCAAACUUCCCAGACACCUCUGCUUUUGAUAUAAUUUGUCACUAUAAUUUGAAGUGGCUGUGUAAUAUGGUAUUUUCUCUUUCAUUUUUCCUUUCCUUAUACCUUUUUGUAUCUUAAUAGUUACGCUCCUCUAUUGUUGCUUGACUCUAUUUGUAUUUAUCUUUAUUCCUUGUGCCAGAUCUCAAAUAACCUGGGUGCCUCCAUUUUGUUCUUCUCUAUCCAAGACAUCUGCAAUUUGCCCUUCUUUGGCAUUCUUUUGAUUUAGAUUGUAGAUUAAUUACCAUAGCAACUGCAAUGAAACUUUGCUAAUUUUGUCAGUGGACAGAGCUUAAAGGGGCUCAAAAUAUGCAGAUAUUCGAGAAAUGAUAGAGCCCCUUUAAGCAAAGCUCAUACUCUCUGUAAGAAAAAGUAGUAGUUUUUUUUUUUUUUUUAAAUUUAUAGCAAAGAAAAAAACGAAAGUUAAAAGCGAAAUAGAAGGGCAAAAAAAAUUAUUGCAAAGUGACAGAGCCACUUUUAAUGCUUUAUUUUGUUUAAAUGCACGUGUACAUAUUAUAUAUCAUUUAAUGGACAGAGCUUUCUUCUGAUGCCCCAUAUACAAGCAUAUUAGAACAUUUAAAUAUUAAUGGGGGGGAAAAUAAAAACUAGUUUGUGUCUUAUUUUGACACUCUUGCAGCUAAAGGGGAAAAAAACAAAAUAGAUUUACCUAUUAGUUUUCUUAGCUAAAAUGCUUCAUAUGUCUAAGAAUUAAAUACAUUUUUCGACGUAAGCAUAUAUUGCAGAGAGUGAAUCAAAGAUAAACUGUCUCACUAUCAGGGAAGUGACUGCUCAUUUUACACUAUUGCUAACCCUUGACUCAAAUCAUAGGGGAUUUUCAAUGUUUUAUUAUUUGGUGUAAUGCGAAUUAUGGGUUCACUUUAACUGAAAUGAGCCUAGCAAAUAAUGCAUAAUUUAUCAUUUAGAUACUAACAUUAGUUAUAUUUGGUCCAGUGCUGCAAUGUCUGCAUCUCACCCACCUCUCCCAUCUCACCCACAGUCUGUAUCCAAGCAUGUCAAACUCAAGGGUUAACACUGGCCAAAUAAACAAGGUUUAAAAAAAAAAAAAAUGAAAACUUCAGUUUUAAUAGAAACGUAGGUUUAUUUAGAAAAGUUCAGUAUAAAAAAAGUUGCCUAACUGACACUGGACGUCCUCAAUGCUCGUAGGGCUUCAAAGUAAACAAAAGAGCAAAUUUAUUUGAAGGAGACAUGCAUUUGCAUAUAACCAGUGUUUCAGUCCAACUACCUUGACAUAUUAAGAAAAGUUUUUGGUAAUGGGACUGAAAUGGUGAAUGCAUGCUGUUGCACAGCUGUAAAAAAAAAAACAAAAACAAAAAAAAAAACAACCAAAUUACGUUAUCUUGUUGUUUUUGAAUUUCUAUGAGUGUGUUCUUCACUUUGGCUGAGAUCAUCAAACUUGAUGAUCCUAGCCACUCCAAUGCUUUCCCAUUGGGAGGCUAUUAGGCAUGUGUGGCAAAGAGCUACGCAGUUAAUCAGCAUCUCCAUGGGGAGCAUUCAGCGCCUUCAUGCAGACCCAAUCCAACACACUGCCUUUUCCCUCCAUUCUAAUGCACUGCCCACAAAUCCAAUACAUUGCCGCCUCCACUCAAGCUAAUACACUGCUCCUCCUCACUCCACUCUAAUUGAAUACACUGCCCCACUCCCUACCCUAAUUUAAUACAUUGCCUUCCCCUCCAAUUUAACACACUGACCCCUCUUCCACCACUCUAAUGCACUACCCCCCAUCACCACUCUAAUACCCCGCCCCCACCCACCUACUUCCCAAAAUGAAAGCACUAAACCUUCCCUCAAAAUAAUACACUGGCCCCCUCCCUUCCUAAAUUUAAUACACUGACUGGCCCCCUCACUCCCUCAAAUUGACACCCUGCCCUCCCCAAAUUAAGACACUACACAGGAAGGUCCCCCAAGCACCUCUUCUCCAACCUUUAAGAUGAGACGCCUGUCCUCCAGUUCCAGAUGCUCCUCGGGCACUGCGAGCAGGAGGGAAGGGAGGGGAGGGGGGGUUGUUUUGCAGGCAGACAGGCACGCUGCCCUCUUGUGGCUGUGGAAGGGAAGGCAAGAAUCAGACAGGAAAUAUCUUUCUUGUCUUGCAGCUGGUCACAGCCACAGCACAAAACUGCCCCAGGGCAGGCGGGCCACAAGUAUAUUCAUUGAGGGCCGCAAGUUUGACAUGCUUGCUGUACUCUGUUUUCAUUUGCUCUGCUUGGAAACACACUGACUUCAUUGCCAACAUGUCAGUGUUAGAAUCAUAGACAUAGAACACAUAGACGCCGCACGUCUAUGGUAUUGUGGGCUGAGCGUCGAGGAAUGCGGGCGCCAUCUUGGACCGGUCGCUGCUCUACUGAAGCUAUUGAAGAACCCUUAGAAAGUCCACCUCCAAAAGGUAAGUGACUUGGGGCACUUAAUACCCCUGCUAUCUUACCAGCAAUAUAGGGUCUUGUGCCAUCCCUUAAAGCCUAGUUCUGUACUGGUGACAAAUCAUUUUCUUGUCACACUAACUCUUCUUUAUUAUAAAACUAAACAACAAUCAAUGUUUCAGUUCAUUAUGUGAACUUUCAUCAGGACAUAAAAAUGACCGUUCACAAGAUGAAAUAAAACAUUGACUAUCGUUUGGAUUUAUAAUGAAGAGUAUUCUUUUUGCAAGACCUAGACUGCUGGCACGAUUUGGAUCCAUUAUUAAAGUGUUGCUGAGCACCAGGCAGAACCUAUUUCACAGUGAAGUUGGAGUGUAUAACUGAUGUGUGGGGGUUAUUAAUUUAUUCUAUUUUUUUCUUUUUUUUUUUUUUCUUUGUUAUUCUCAGCCCUACCAGUUUCUGAAUUAUGGUGUUGAUGUUGGUUUUGUUUUCUUUUCUUAAAGGAACACUUUAACUUUAGAAACCCAAACCAUGUUACUCUUUCCAAACCUUCUUAGCUUACUGGGCCUUUUUCUAAAGCCAUUUUACUUACCUGUAGUUCCUUGCCACACCAACUUUGCUCUGGCUGGGAUCAUCAGUGACUUAUGAUCUCAGCCAUUCUAAUGUGUCCCCAAUGCAUUGUCUAAUUAGCUCAGCCUUCAUGCAAUGUGAAGAUGCAAAACGUUGGUCCUGCAACGAUUAGAACAUUUAAUCUGUUCGUUCAGGUGAGUAGAUUGUCCAUUAAAGGGACACUCCAGACCUCUUAAAGCUUGCUGAAAUGCUUUCUGUGUGAAUUUAUUUUAUUUUUUUCCAGUAAUUUAGGUGACUAUAGUUUUCCUUUAAUCUUAACCAGCCCAGUUCUUGUUCUGGGUUGGCUAAUGGUACUCCAGUGAUGCUGCCAGAGGAGAAGUCACAGAUCUGGUAGCAAACUGGCUAAACUCCUGUAUGCACAACAUUCCAUAGCGAAACGCUGCAUAUACAGAUUACAGGUACCAUGACCACUUCAAAUCACUGACUUGUUCAUGCUUCUAAAUGUCCUGAAUUUGGGGUGACCGUUCUGAUUUUCACGUCCUGUCUUAGUUCCCUGGUGUCCCACUUUUGGGAACAGUUACUGUUACAGAGAUUUCCUUGGUUACACUAACUUCCAGCAUUCCACUCUCCUUAAACGUGGACAUAGUAUCUCUUCUGGUCCUAUAUAAAUAAUGCUCACAGGAAGUCUGUGUUUUUUUUUUUUUAAUUUUUUUUUUUAAUUUUUUUUUUUUUUAAGACCUUUAAAAUCUUGUAGGAAAGGGGCAAAGACCAUUUGUCAGAGCUACCUCACGGAGCGCUAUAGUAAGUUCAGCUGCACUGGACACGUGGCAAUAUAUAUUUUCUGUUGGUAACUUAACUGUACAUUAUUGUAACCUAGACCACUUUGUCUCAAUGAGCUAGUUUACAUUGCAGGGUUAACUCCUCUAAUGGCUGUCAUGCUGGCAGCCACUAGUGGUGCUUCCAUGGGCCAUGCAGAGUAAAACUUGGUCAUGUUACAUGGAAGCCAUAUAUGAAAACAUUGAUUCCAUAGGAUAUUUUUGUUUUUUGGGGUAGGUCCCCAUCUAGAGUUAGGAGGGACCCUAUAGAGUUAGGCAUACAAAUUUUGCCUUUUAAAGAACCAUUAAAGCAGGGUACACAAAAGGUAGAUCCCGAGAUGUUCUGGCAUCCUAAAGGCAUGCAAAUAAUCAGUUACCCAUACUACUUAAUCUCAGUGGUCUGGGUGCAGUGGUCCAGUCAUAUUUGUAGAAACUGCAGUGUUUACAUUGCAGGAUUAAAUAAACAUCUAGUGUUCCGGUUUCCUUGAGUGAAACUUGGUCUUGGAAUUAAUUUAAACAGCAUUUGAUUGGAGGAGCGUAGCACCUACCACAUAUUCCUAUUUCCAAAGCAUUGCUUCUCUGUAAGGAGCAUUGGACCAGAGCAGAUUGUGGAAAUGUCAGCUGGCAUGCUGAUGUCUUUGAAGGCAGAGCAUGCAGCUGCAGGAAAGAAGUAACAGAAAUAACUAAUCUUUUUUUUUUUUAUAUAUUAAGCCGUCCAAAAAGGGUUAUUUUUGGGACCAUAGGCUCCCUUUAAUGCUUGUUCAUUGCAAAAACUGACUAGAAGUCAAUUUGUGCAGAAGACAGACAUACAGCUCCCUGUGAAUAUGGAACAGAAUAGCAAACCAACAGAACAUGUAUUUCCAUCUGAGCUGUGACAAUGUUAUUUUCAAGUUGUGUGCUAUGUGCCAAGCCUUGGCAGAGUACCUGGUGUAUGGGUGCCCCAACAAGUCUUUCAGUAGCAAACAUUACCACUCUAAAGAACCUGGAGGAGUCGGGAAAAUCAAAGCAAACCAAAUCCUUUCCAUAAAUGAUAUUUUUUUUUUUUUGAUUGAUUUUUUUUUUUACAUUUAUUUUGAGUAAUAUUUUUCCCACCUUCAAAUAUGCUGAACUACUGUCCACCAUGUGAGCAGAACUUAUACAUGGCUGAGAUGAGGUGACAUAACAUUUCAGCCUGUGGUCACAAUGCGAGUACAGGGCUGACCGCAAUGACAGUCAGACACUAUGCAGAUGUCCUGUUACAACAAGCAUGUCAAACUCGUGGCCCACAAUGGACCUCUUUGCGGCCCAGCGAGCCGCAAGUACAUGCUUCUUGUUAAAGCAGAGUAGGCACCUGCUUUUUUAACAUUGCAGGUGCCUACUCUGCUAAUACUUACCUGGCUGGGGAGGAGCGGUCACUGGCAGCAGCGAGGGAACUCAGUCUUCCUGCUCCUCACUGCUCCCUCGCGCAUGCCUUCUGAAAUGGUGCCGGAAUAUGACAUCAUAUUCCAGCACCUGGCAUCACUAAACUGCACGCAAAGGAGCAGUGAGGAGCAGGAAGACUGAGCUCCAAAUAGAUCACCACUGGACAACAGGAAAUUGUGUGUGUGUCGGUCAGUAAGUGUGUGUGUUGCGAUGGCCGCGGCUUGACAGUGGAGUACCUGGAGGUGCAUGAAGGCACGCAACGCCACAUCACAUUCCGACAUGACGUUGAUGUGCUCCACUAUCACAGGGUUUCAAGAAGCAGCGGGAGGAUCCGCUUUGGCACAUGGUGCGGACUGCGCCAUUCGGGUUAAACCAGAGGCCGGAGUCGCAUACUGGCAGCGGCAUAUGAGUAGAGUCUGCUUGUUGGCUAGAGGGGGAGGACUGGGGUUUAGUAGAAAGGGGAAGGACUUUUCAGAGAAAAGGCAAUGUUUACAUUACAUCCUUGGGAUACCCCCACUGGCAACUCAUCAGAUGGCUACUAGAGGUGCUUUCUAUGGAGGUGGUGCACAGUGUGUGCUACUGACACGGUGUCUCCAUCCUCUGCAUGAAGACCCUGAUCUUUCCUCAUAGAACUGCAUCAAUUCAAUGCAUGUCUAUAAGGAAAUGCUGAUUUGCCAGGGCUGUGUUGGCUCUGCCCCUGAUCUGCCUCCUUUUGGAAAGCAUUGUGAUUGGUUUAGAUCAACACUUCUGCUGAUGUCAGCUAAGCAGUCAGAUAAGGGACAGAACUAGCAGUAGCAGACUGGGAUGAAGGUAAGAUUUUACUAUAUUUAGGGAGGUCGGGGGGGGAUAGAUGAUGUGUUUUAACACUACAGGGUCAGGAAUACAUUUUUGUGUAGCUGACACUAUAGCUGUCCUUUUAAAUUACCUUUUUCUCAGGGCGACGGUAUCUCCCCAUUAAUAAAACUGUCUUGAAAAAGGUAAGUUUCUUUUCAAGCCAAUUUUAUGAAUAGGGAAUCUCUCGCUCUCUGCUAAUCAGCAGCUCCGCUGCCCGAUUCUGCAAGACCCUUCCGAUUUCCUGAUUUUUGAUAAAAUGGAAGGUCAGCAGAGCAAGUAGAUGUGGCACGGGAACAGACUUUGGGGUAAAACUGUUAAAGAACAGUUUAAUACCUUAAGGUGAGCACACACCAGGGACCUCCUAAAACCAUAACGUAAUUGUGAUGAAGUUGUUAUGGUGUCCAAACUGGUCCAUUAAGCUGUGGUUGUUCUGGUGCCUAUGCAACCAUAUGCUGAUUAGCAUUUCAGUGGAUGGAGCAAGUUUGCAUCUUGUUGGGGCUUUUUAAUGGUAUGCUCCUUCAGUUUGUGAGUUUUCACAACACUAAAUAUUAGGUGUAAAAACUCAUUUGAGCACACUUUACUGCAUUUGUUUGGCUUGGGACUCUAUAUUCUCUAUAAAUAGGAGUAACGGUGGAGACCAGGCAAAAAGAACAUAACAUAAAAUGGAAUUUGGUUUUAAGAAUAUAGUUUUGUUUACAGCUAUUUCUACAAUACCAUUAUUAAUAUAGUUUGCUGCUAGAUAACUAUUUGACAAUCAUGUAAGCAAUCUGGAACCUUUCUCUCUUUCGCUCACACUUGUUCACUCCCUUUUUAGCUGCCAACAAGACACAUGAGAAUAUGAUCUUCUGCCAUAUGGCAAACUUGUACUAAGCAUUAAUUAUUACUAAAGGUUAGUGACACUUAGUUUAAUUAUGUUUCAAGGACUCCAAUUAUUUAUCAAUUGUAUUUGUUUCACAUGGAGUUCUCAAAAGUUUUACAUAGUGCAUUCAUCUUGGCUUCAAGUUACAAGGAUUAUUUAGCAACAACGUUUAGCUUGAAUAACACAGGGAUAUGAUGUAUUCCAGUACAAGAGGCUCCAAUACAAUGUCUUAAAGAUGAAGUCAUAUUUGCAUGGCCCAGUAUUACAUAACUUUAUUUUACAGCGCUAGUAUUUUAGGGAUCAAACAAUGAUUUCUUUACUUUGAAGGAGCCCUUCAAUCCCUACAGGUGUCAGGAGUGCCUUGACACUCUUCCUUUUGAAAGUUUUAGAAUAGUCUGAUUUCCUACCUUUGGUCCUCUAAGCGUUGCUCCCCACUUUUACAAAUUUUUAUCUAACUGAAGCUCCUGUUGACUCUCCUGAGCUAAGCCCUGCAGGUCUAGCUUAUUGGAUGAGAGUGUAAGCUGAUUGCUCUCACCCAGUUAGCUAAGCACUAAAACUAUUUAGCUCCUAUAGAGAGCUUCUGGCUCUCUAUAGGAAGUGGAGGUGGGGAGCGUUGCCCAGCAAACUCGAGGUAAGAAGUCAAACUGAUUUAAAACUGUUUGGCUCCUCACAAUAGGGGGGAGUCAUGGCUCUCCUGGUUGCAUAACCGUGGUAGUAUACUCAUUAGUAAUGGUUCUCACCGGGAAGUUAGUCCCCUUUCCCCUGUGUGUUUAUAGCCAAGAGUGAUUAAAGCCUUCUGCUGCUGUAUAUCGCUGUAUCACUUAAACAUUAGUCAAGACUUGGUGAAGAACUGACUUUGUCACAUGGUCACAUUUGAUACCGAGGUCCCCAGGGAGAACAGAAGAAUUGCAACAUACCCAGCGCGUUGGUAUCUGUGCCUAAACUGACACUGGCUAACAAACCGUAAAAACACAUGGUUACCGUGUGGCCAUCUACGAGAAGCUCACCUCUGAGUGCCCAAUCUGUCCAAGAAGCGCUCAGAUUAGAGAUGUCUAUCUCUAAAUAGGUGGAAGGUGAAAGUUUUUAAAGGGCUGCGACCAUCCUCCGGUCUGGCUCAGAAUUCCAGACCAGCUUCUGUGUGCUCCUUGGCUGGGGAAAAGGAACGCUGAGCUUGGAGGCACCGGCUGGAGAGGAGAAAUUUUAGUGAUAUAGUUCUUUAAGGAGAAGGUGGUGGUUGGGAGACAUGUGCCAGUCCUAGGUGACCGGGCUGUGUGUUGCAAUAACCACUGUAGUGUUCCUUUUAAGAAGGGCUGCUCGUAAUGCAUGUAAAAAAAAAAAAAAAAAACUCCAUAACAAAUCAACUUUAAAAUUCCUGUAUUUGCUGCAUAUCACCAGGAUUUGUAACUUCUGCGGUGAACUCUCCCCAGGAAGUCAGAAAGUAGCACAGUCCGACGACUCGUGACCUGAGGAUACAGUAUGAAAAAAUUCCAUUUGUCAGCUGAAUGGAGUUACUGCCAAGUUGACAUCAACCAGUUUACUAAGCAAACUCUAAGUAUCCAGCCACACUUACUUAAAAUGUACAAAAUUUGGUCUUCAUUUGAGAGUGCCAGACCAACAAUACUAUGGAAAUACUAGGACCCAGCACUCAAGUAGGGACUACUUUGUCUUAUGGAGGUGUCCUACACCUGACUAGCUAUGACCAGUGGAGGAGCAAAGUGUGCUUCAUUUCCGGUAGUCAGAGCAAUUUUCCCACAAUUCUCACCUUUGAUACGUGAUCUUGCGAUGCUUCCGGUCAGUAUUCCAGAACGUCCUGUCACUUAGGAUGAAAUGUUAGUUUUGCCGGCGUUCUGUCUAACAGAAUGAGAACAGUUUCUCGUGUUCGGACGCAAUUCGGGACUUUGUUCCAAUCGGAAUUUCAUUUGAAUUAAUUAAACUCCGAUCUGAUUUGUGCCGCGGCUGCAUCUUGCAGCCGCUUAGUAGAUAACUCCCUUAUUCCCACGGUAUUAGGUAGCUAUCUACCAAAAGGCUGAAAGACCUAAAUUUGUCUUUGAGCCAAAUAUACUAAUACUAAGUAAAGAUUACUUAGUAUUGGUAAUCUCUGCCCCUACUUGCUUUGCUGCGAGUAGGGGCAUGUCUAGUAAACAGUGAGCAGCCUGUUUAAUCCCCCCAAAAAUCCUAAUGUCCCCCUCCUGAGCCCCCACCCAUGCCGUGAGAGUGGGGGCUAUUAAACUGAGCGGGGGACCUAUCCACCCCUGCCAGCACCCACCCAUGAGUGGCGGGUGGGGGCCCUAAAUGAAAAUGGGGAGGGGGGAUUAUUGUCCUGCCCCCACCCAUGAGUAUUUGACUCAUAACACUCUGGUUGCUAUCAAACAACCAAUCAGAGUUAUGAGUCAAAUUACACAGCAUGGGAAGAUUCCAAAGAACUUUCCCACGCUGUGUAAAAUGACACAGAGCACUCUGGUUGGAUUUCAAGCCAACCAGUCAGAAUGCUGUGACGGGUAAAUGUAGAGACUUAUGUGUCAGUCUCUUCUUUUACCUGUCAGAGCACUAUGGUUGGCUUAAACCAACCAAUCAGAGCACUCUGAGCCUAAUUGCAGGACGUGGGAAGGCUUUAUAAGCCUUUUCCCGCCCUGCAGAGCUCAGUCUGCGUGGUGCCCUCCAUGGGUGAAGAUGGAUUUUUUUUUAUUUUUUUUUGGGUUGGAGGGGUGAUUAGGGGGGGGUUAACAUUUUUCAUUUAGGGCCUCCACCUGCUGCUCUGGGGGAGGGAAAUAGGUUGUGUGUCCCCCCCUUAUUAUUGCUUAGGGCCCCCGCCCGCUGCUCAGGUGUAGGGACGGGGGAGGACAGUAGUGUAAUUGUCGUCCCCCUUAUUCUGAAUUAGGGCCCCAAUCUGCCGCUCAGAGGUGGGGUCCGGUGGAGGACCGUAGGUUUCCCCCACCCUCUCUUUAUGGAGGGGAGGACGGACAAUAGGUCCCCCCCCUUAUUAUAAUUUAGGGUUCCCACCCGCUGCUUAUGGGUGUGGGGCCCGAGGGCAAUAGCUACCCCGUUCAGUUUAAUACCCGCAUUGGCUCGGGAGGGGGGACACUUUUUUUAUUUUUUUAUUUUUUUACUAAUACUAGGUAAUCUUUAAAUCUAAUACUGUGAGAAUUAGGGAGUUAUCUACUAAGCGGCUCUAAAUUGCAGGCGAUCCGAACAAAGUCCCGAAUACGGUAGUUUCGCUGGCGUUCUAAGUGACAGGACGUCUGAGAAUACUGGCAGGAAGCAUCACGAAUCAAAGGUGAAGAAUUGUGGGAAAAUUGAUCUGACCACCGGAAAUGAAGCACACUUUGCUCCUCUGCUGGUCCCUACUUUUGUCUUCUGUUUGUUUUUAAAGAAACUAGAGCAGACAGGAAGAAAUGAAGAGCAGGUCCUGACAGACAGAAAGAAAAGGAAUCGAUUUAAAGAAAGGUUAUUCCGGCAUGAUAGUGCCACUUUCAGCUGAUAGUCAAACAAAAAAAACACUUCUGGUGUCCUGAUAACUUACCCACUGAACAAAAUCAGUGCAAUAAUUUUGUUUUUUGGGCUUAAUAUACCUGGUGAAAAAUUCCAGAUUUAUGAACACAAUGCUACAGGGGCAACCAGUAAGGCACAUAGUGUUGCUUCAUUCAUCUCUAUGGAAACAACUCAUGCUAGAAAUAUCAUGAAUACCAUAUUUUCACAGGCAACUCUCUGCUUUGAUCACUUUUCUUCAAGUCAAUGGAAACACUUCUGCUCAUAUCCAAGUGCUUUACUUUGUUGCCUACAAGGAUUUAAUGUGCUUAAUGUCAAAUGCUUGUGUGGGUAGUCCUCACAGGAUUUCUAUUGGGAUGCUUCAAGCAUUACGUUCAGGUCUGCAAAACCACGCUAAUGAGCGUUUGCAACACUGUCAACACAUUUAAUUAUUUGAUCCAGCCUAUACAGGAGUACCAGAUCGAGUCCUGAGAUUGUCCAAUGGAAACAACACGAUCAACCUUUGUUUGGACACCAGAGUCUGUUUUAAACAUUUGUUGUAAUUCGCAGAUCCAGCCUGUGUUUCACUUCUGCUUUCACAUCAUUCGUUAUUUUUAUUUUUAUCUCUCCUUUCAUUCAUUAGAAUGCUCCAAAAUGGGACAUGGGCCAAAAAUCAAAGUUUGGAAGAAAAAAAAAAAAAACGUGAAAUGACUCGCUCAUAUUUGCCCCUUGUACAUCUGGCAAAGGUACUGUAUUUUCUGGCGUAUAAGAUGACUUUUUAACCCUGGAAAAUCUUCUCUAAAGUCGGGGGUCGUCUUAUACGCCGGGUAUAGGGUCUAUAUGGCUGCCGGGGGUGCUCACUUCCUUUCAGUCCGGCCGGGAACAGGUAACUGAAUCUCCUGUACCGAUAACUGACUGACAGGACGAAGAGGAGCUCGGCCACCCAAUCUGCACAGGGAAGGGGAGGUGAGAAGAAUGUAGGGAGGAUUGGGGGGGGGGAGUAAAAAGAAUAUAUCGCAAUUAGUCUCCUGUGUGCUAGACCAGCAGGCAUGGAUUAUAUGCCCAAACAGCCUGGCACAUAACUGGCCUUUAAAUGCUAUUUCAGAUUAUAAUUAUUGUCUUGCUGUGUAGCUCUAUCUGUUCACAGUACAUCAUGGCUAAUUUUUAUUUGGUGUGCAUUGGAAGAGGGGUAGUCUUAUACGGCGAGUAUAUCCCAAACUCUAUAUUUUAACUGGAAAAGUUGGGGGUCGUCUUAUACGCCGGAAAAUAAGGUACACAUGGAGUUAUUGCUGUACUCAGAAGACUGUUUACAGACCUAUUAGGGUUUAUACUGUUGUAGGACAUACAUGGAUCACAAAAUAUAUAAGAAAAUCUCAAUCUGUGUGUCAAAAAGGCAGGGAAAAAAAUGCUUAUUCCCACUACAAUUGGUAGAAAUGAGUGGGGAAAAAUUGCCCCACAAUAAGGAUCAAAAUAUGUUCUAUUCCAGUGUCUACUUUCAUAUAUAGUAGGCCUUCAAGGCGUAAUUUGUACUGCUAUAGUUCCACAAAAUUAGACAUAGGCCCAUCAAAUCCAUUAAUCAAAAUUCUAACUAACAGCCGAAAUGGUCAUGCCUCUUAUAAGGCACUUCACAGCAUAAUGUCCACGACAUGCAUUGGGUAUAUUGUUGUACUCAGAAGAUGAAAUUCUGUACAGGAAUCACACACCAAGUUUCUUAAAUACACACUUAAAAAGCCUUGUUAUAUGUGUUCAUGUUAAAAAUCUGAAAAACUGGAAUUUUACUACCAGUGGCGUACACACAAUCCAUGGGGCCCCAGUGUGAAACUGAUCCGUGGGCUCCCCAUGACACACUCACACUCUCUCUGUUUGUCACCCUCCUGUUUCCUACCUUUUAGGUGCAGGAGGGUGACUUUUCCUGGGGUCCAGUGGUGGCUCAGCUUGAUGGUCGCGUGGUUAAAGCGCGCAGUGCUGACUGGGCCCCCUUACAAUCCAUAUCCAUCGGGUGGCCCUAACAGCAUGGGCCACCCGAUGGACCCCUUGGACGGCGGUUUGCCGCGUGGGCUGCAAAAGAUUAUGGCGGGUACCUGGUCGCAGGGGUCCGCAGGGUGGCCGGGCCCCCUGGAGUGACUGGCCCGGUCGCAGCUGCAACCGCGAUACCGUGUUUCCCCGAAAAUAAACCCUACCCUGAAAAUAAGCCCUAGUCGGAUUUUCGGGGUGGGCUGCAAUAUAAGCCCUACCCCGAAAAUAAGACCUAGGCAUUGUACCUUUGCGGCAAGACUUCCUUCUUCUGCUGUAGGAGGAGCGUCGCGCAACGUGAUGACGACAUUUUGCAGCGCCGUCAGUCUGCCUUCACGGAUCUUCAGCGGAAGGAUCCAUUUCCGGGCGGUGAGGCUCCCAGUGGUCGGACUCGGCAAGGAAUCUUUGAAAUGUGAGUACCGCUAGAUAUUUUAUGUCGGGAUUAAUUGAAUUAAUUAAAGGGGGUGGGGGAGUGAAUUAAUUAAAGGGGGGGUGAAUUAAUUAAAGGGUGGGCUGGAUUAAUUAGAGGGGGGUGAAUUAAUUAAAGGGUGGGCUGGAUUAAUUAGAGGGGGUGAAUAAAUUAAAGGGGUGGUGAAUUAAUUAAAGGGUGGGCUGGAUUAAUUAGAGGGGGUGAAUUAAUUAAAGGGGGGUGAAUUAAUUAAAGGGUGGGCUGGAUUAAUUAGAGGGGGGUGGAUUUAUUAAAGGGGGGGUGGAUUAAUUAAAGGGGGGGGUUCAAUGUACAUACCGGUACCGUAAAUAAAUAAGCCCUACCCUGAAAAUAAGCCCUAGUGUGUUUUUUGUGACUAAAAUUAAUAUAAGACCCGGUCUUAUUUUCGGAGAAACACGGUAUGUAAGCCACUGUUUACUACAAUAUUUAGCAGAGAUUGGUAACUAAAUGGCUACAUCAAAAGUAUAAAAAUACCUUUUAGAUAAAUGGCUUAAGAUGUCUACUUUAUAUAAAUAUAUAUACUCUUUUGUGUAGCAAUUUUUUUUUUUUUCUGGGCUGUGUAUGAGGGCUGCUUGUGGAAUUGUGUGUGGAUGGAAAUGUCACCUUGUGUGUUUGAUAGUGUGUGGGGGCUGUUUGGGUUAUUGCAUGUGAGAUGCUGCAUGCAGGGUUGUGUGCAUGUAUGUGGAUUGUUAGUGGUGUUGCGUUUGUGCGGAUUGUGUGUGUGUUUGUGUAUCGGCUGUUCGUAUUAUUUGUAUGAGGGGAGGGUUAUUUCUGUGUAUAUCUAGCAGUAUGGGUGGCUUCCCUAGGUUCCAGUGGUAACCAGGCUGGCCAGGUAUAGCUCAAGUAUAGGAGCUGCAAGCUGCUCUACUACAGUGUGGAUUCCCAUUCACAAGUGCUGGGAGGAAGGGAUCUGAGAUCACUUCCUCUAUGUGCUGCAAUUCAUAAAUUGAGGAUUGUCCUUCACCACCUCUUUGUAUUAGCAGAUAUCUGAAGUUUCACUGGGACUCCUGAUAGGACAGAGCCUGUUUUGGCUCUAGCAGCCUUGAGUGCCGUGCAAAGUCACCUCGAGUGCCGUAGGUUGCCUACCCCUGUUCUAGGCAUUGCUGCCUUUCCAGUUUAGCACCACUGAACAAACCAACCAGGAAAUAACAGGACCAAUCUGAUUGCUAGAGGUUAGUUUAGAAAAGCCCCAGUUUCGAUUCAAAUCUACACUUUUUGUAAUAUGAAAAAAGGACAUGCUCUUUAUACAUAAAGCGAAGUGUAACUUUAAAAUCACAGGUUUAUGCCACUUCUACAUUAAAGGUAUAAUUACAUAAUUUACACGUAAAUUUAUACAAUUUUUAAAUAGAGAAAUCUCUUCAGCUAAUAAUAAAAAAUGAGUCUGCCUUAGCUUUCAUAACUAUUUAAAGGGACUCUGCCACCCCCCAUCCCAUGUUGCUGAAGGGGUUACAACCCCUUCAGUGACUUACCUGAAUCCAGCACUGAUGUCCCUCGGCACUGGUUCAGGCUCUUUCCCCGCUGACGUCAGCUGGCAGGGGAGACCUAAUUCGCAUGCGCAGCAACGGCCGCGUGCGUGCAUUAGACCCCCAGAUAGGAAAGCAUUAUUGAAUGCUUUCCUAUGGGGAUUCUAUCUAAUAGACAGCCACUAGAGGAGGACUUAACCCUGCAUGGUAAUUUUUGCAGUUUAUAAAAACUGCAAUAAUUACACUUGCAGGGUUAAGGGUGGUGGGAGUUGGCACCCAAACCACUCCAAUAAGCAGAAGUGGUCUGGUUGCCUGGAGUGUCCCUUUGUCACCUCUUGUUAUAAAAUCAAAUAACAAAAAGAAUAUAUAUAUAUAUAUAUAUAUAUAUUUUUUUUUGUCUGUCCAGUUCCUAUACUUUCAUGUCAAUCCCCAUCAACCUAUAUAACGAAAGUGUUUUUGUCUGUUUUUUUUUUUCCCAAUUUUUUAAUUUUUUUUUAUUUUUUAUUUUGACCUGAUAGGAUUUUUACCUAUUGCAUUUGAUAGCAUGCUUCUGCAAUCUGCAGUGUACAUUGUAUACUUGGAACGCAAUGAACAUUAUCAUCUGUUACACACUAAAGUGUAAGUUGUCUGGAAAUUAAAUUGAAUUUCAAAUUGUAGGCUAUAAAAAGUUAAACUGAAAAUAAAGUUGACUUGGAGAAUUUUUCUAGUUUGAUUACUUUGCCCUAAAAAUGUAAAUUAAUUUUUAGUUCCCCACAAUUCAUGGUUUAAUGAAUAACAAAUUGAUUUCAACAAAGGAUUCUCUGUCAGAACACAGCAUUUUCAAUGUUUGUGCAACAUAAUAACAUAAUGCAGUGAGUGAAUGUUUUGUUUCUUCUGCUGGUCAGUGCUUACACAGCAGCUCACCAUAACCACAAUUCUAUCCCUAUUGUUCUGUCCUAUAAACUACAAGCUUGAAAGAAUUCACUCAUAGAAUUUCUGUCUCCUUGGCUCAUUUUAUGAAUGGAAAAUUGCCCUAAUUACAUUUUAGUGCUUGUUUCCUGUAAUUGAGUUCAAAGGACCAGAGUUCCUCUGAGUUAUUCCAUUAGAACCUUUUACAGUUUGUCUUCCAUUUGGGCUGCAUCUUUUCUUUCCAGCAAUGUUUACCAGGGGAACAAUUGUUUAAUACAUUCAUUUUAUUCUUGUCACGAAGUUAAAAUAAGGGAAAGAAAGUUUAAAAAAGAAAAAAAUGAUAGAUACUCACUCACACUUGAAGGUCCUGCCUUUGCUGUAGUUAAUUAUUCCAAGCAUCAUAACCACUACAUUCCAUGGUGCCAUUCUUCAGAAAUUGUGGCAAACCAUUUUAUAAAUGUUUGCCCCUUUUAUAUUGGUCCCUGCCAAGCUUUGACUUCUGUCAUGUAAAGCUGCAAAGGUUGGGUGCUGAUCCUGCCUCUCCUUCAUUGGCUGAGAUCAAUUCAGUGACACAUUCAGCCAAUGAAGGAGUGGCAGGCUGUUCCUAACUUUUGUUCCUGGUUGGCUAAUGAUGCCCCAGUUAUACUGCUGUAUCUGUAACAAGCCCUUUCCUAGUCCAGAAAGUUAAUCUGCAAUAGUGCUUUGUUUCCAUGUGCAUUACAGAAUUUAUACCCUAAGCACAGCAGUGUCUUUUGCUGUACAGUCUGUUAUGACAUUAUUGUAUAUGCAUUGGGUGCAUUCAACAAAAUCUUUGUAUUUUUUGGUUUAAGUGAUAAACAUGAUACAAACCCACAUUUAAAGAACAUAUUUCCAGGAUUUUAUAUUUAUCAGGCUGUUGUACGGACUUUUGGUUCACAAAUUUUUUUUUAUUUUUUUUAUUUAUUUUUUUUUUUUUAAAUGCUGAUCAUCUGCUUUUUACAUGUUAAUUCUGGUUAAAACAGAUGUAUUCUGAAUCCAUAGGUGACCUUAUUACAUUCAGAGCUGGAGAAGAUAUCUCAUCAGAAACCUAUACUUUUCCUAUAGAUCUGUUUUCAAAUUAUAUGGAAACCUAGAAUCUAAAAUCAUCAAGACCCUAAAUUGACCCCUGAAGUCUUUCCAUUUUCUGUCUAAAGGCACAGAUAUUAUGAAAGGGACACUAUAGUCACCAAAACAACUUGAGUUUAAUGACGCAGUUUUGGUGUGUGGAUUAUGCUUCUGAAGUUUCACUGCUCAAUUCACAGCCUUUCAUGGAUUAAAACACUUUGUUUCUGUUUAUGCAGCUCUUGCAACACCUCCACCAUUUCUGAUUGACACAGCCUGCAUGAAAAAAACUGGUUUCACUUUCAAUCAGAUGUAAUUUACUUUAAACAAUUUUAUCUUUCUCUGUAAAUUGAACUUUAAUCACAUACGAGAGGCUCUUGCAGGGUCUAGCAAGCUAUUAACCUAGCAGGGGAUAAGAAAAACUAAAUUAAACUGAAUUUGCAAUAAAGGAAUGAUAAAUAUUAGAUGACUUUUCACAAGUGUUUAGGAAGGCUGUGCAAGUCACAUGCAGGGAGGUGUGACUAGGGUGCAUAUACAAUGUAAUUUUAACUCCUAAUUGGCAUAGAAUUGAGCAUUGAGACUGCAGAGGCAUGCUCUACACACCAAAACUGUGUCCUUAAGCUAAAGUUGUUUUGGUGACUAUAGUGUCCCUUUCAUAUUGAAUUUGACUUUGUAUGUGUGUGCUUUAUUCUAUUGCACUAUUUCCCUUGGGAGAUACUUUUAUUAACCCUAAAUUUAGAUGCAUAACAGUAUGUUCUGACGUUGCCUUUCCUGACCAAAAUGCUCAGCAACAAAAAUUUGCAGUAGUUUUGUUCAAUUGACCUUUUCUCCACCGCCAUGGCUGGCCCCGCCUCCGUGGCUGAGAUAAUCAAUCUUGAUGAUCUCAAUUAAUCUAGUGCUUUCCCAUAUGAAAGCUGUGAUGGAGCUCUUGUACUCUGACAGAGUACCUCCACCCAGUUUGCUUUCUAGCCGCUUGCGAGGGAUCCUGGAGCGCUUAAGUCCCAGUUGCAGAGACUUACUGGGGCCUCUGUGGAGCUUUUCCACCUGACCAGGCAGGUAUCGUCUCUGUGAUGGAGCUUCUUGUACCCUGACUGGGUACCUUUGCCAAGCUUGCUUCGUAGCAGCCACAUUGGAAAACCUGGAACGCUUCUGCCCCAAUCGCCCCAGCUUGACUGGGGUCUUUCUGUAGCUUUUCCACCCUGGAUCAGUAUACAGUAACAUAUCUGUAUAGCAGUCUCCGCCAACACUAGCCGAAACUUAGUGAAGGAUUAAGUAGAAUGGAAUAUAUUGAGACAAAGCACAGGAAUUUAUACAUAGACUCCCAGUAUGGGGUCUCCAUUCAAACUAACAGAAGCCCGCCUUGGCGCCUCUGUGUCUGGGAGAUAAUGGAGACCGCUCCCAGUUAAAUUAAUUAUCUCCUACCUAGACACAAAGUGCAAUAAAAAAAAAAACACACCAAAACAUAUACAAUAUAACGGAGCACCUGUACAUGUCAUAUAUCCCCGGAAAGGUCUCUCUGGAGCUCCCAUUCUGUCCAAAAAGUGUUUGUGUUGCAUGUGACUAGCUCAAAUUGGAUGAAAGUCCAAAAUUCAAUGAGCUGUGGCUAGCCUCUGAUCUGGUGCAGAGUUCCUGAGUGUUGGGUCGAGUUCCCCGGUCACAUAACAGCACUUUCCGUGAGUACAAGGAGCUCUUGAUGUCUUUCGAUGCCUUGCCACUCUCUCUGUUAACCCUCCAAAAGGUGCCCUGCUUGAUGGUCCUGGGACAGAGAGCACUCCUGGAUAAAGUUUUAGCGGACAGCGAUGACUCCGCAAUCCACUUUAGAGAACCAGGAGAAAUCAGGGUUUCUCUCAAUCAGGUGCCCUGCGCCUCAGAGCUGGGAAAUGCAGGCUGGAGGGUUAGUCCAUAGUGAUGACAGUCUUUUGAGAGAGGGGUGGAGGUUUGGGGAGACCUGUAUCCGACUAGGUUACUAAAGGAUCUGCCACAGUCCCCUCUGCCUUUUCCUCUACAGCCCUUCUUCCGGGCAGGUAUCGUCCCCUUUGCCUAAUCCAUCUGCAACUCUGCUUCCAGACUGUUAUGCACCACUGCGUGCAGUGUAAUAGCUCUUGUCUUUUCAAAGACACUUGUGGCUCUCAGGCCUAGCUCUCUUGAUUUAUCUCAGGGUUAGAGGGAUCCUCUAGCAUGCAUGCUUAUUGAGCAGGGCUCUCAACAUCUCUGUUCCUGUGGGUCCACUUGUUUGUUACAACUACGUGUCUGUUGGUCCACCCAUUGUACAGUACUACAGAAUUUGCUGGAGCUAUAUAAAUAAUAAUUGUGCAGCCAGCAAACUGGUCCAAGGACUCUGUUACUGGUAUCCCUAAAAAUCCACACCGUUCUAAAAGGAACUAACAUGCUCAGCUUUAUCCUUUCUCGGAACUAGCCCAUAAGCUCAUUACAUGUAACUUAUGGCGACAAAUCAAUAAAAAUAGAAUCAAAUUACAUCAGACAACAUUCUGGAAUUUAUAAUGACAUAUUCAUAAAGGGGUGGGGAAGACAAUAAUUAACACACAAUACCCCAUUGUACAGCGCUACGGAAUUUGUUGGCGCCAUAUAAAUAAUAAAAUAAUAAUAAUAAUAUCUCUCCUGCCUGCAGAAAUAGCAAUAGGCAAAUUAAGAAGCCAUGCCAUGUAUAUAGUGCAUAUAGCUGUUGCUACCAACAGAGAGUGCUAUACAGGCUCCAUAGCCAAAUACAUUUAGUUGGUAAUAAGCAUCAGCAGGACAGGUGAGCACACACACAUUAUACACUCCCCUAUUUACCUUGCCCUGGAGAAGCCUUUGAUAGCCAGAGCAACUGCGAUACCUGCAGUGGGACCUGGCCCUGAUUCUAGGGAAUUCUGGUCAAGUUUACCGGUUGUUUUCCCCAUCCUUGUGUCUUCUGAUGUCUGGGGAAUAGGACUAUGAACACUAAAAGGCUCUCCAUCCAGCUAAGAGGGAAUUUCACUGGAGAUAUCCAGUUGGGAUAUCGGAGCUCCACUACAGUGUGUAAAACUUUUUUUUGUCAACCCUGUGCAUCAUGGAAAAAAUUGGUCUGCAACAGCUGCAGUGCCAAUGCGCUGCUUUGCUUGUUUAAACCAGGACUCUCCAAAUCUAUUGUGUCUGGAUGCCAUGACGAAACCGAACGGUGGACCAGGUUCAGAAUAUAUGCGUUUUUUUGGCGGUCAGAAGGAUCACAGGAUGAAACCUGAACAGCUAUUUUUUUCAGCAAGUGCUUGGGCUGUCUUGGUCAUGUAGCAGUGGAAACUGCUUAAAAGUUGUCAUUGCGUUUUAACGCAGGUUCCUUACUUACAGCUGGUUACUGAUGUCUUAUCCUCUCUGGAUCAGGAGCUCAAGGAAAAUACAAGAUGGAAUGCUGCUUCUCCAGAGCUCCCUUCCCUCCUCACUGCCUGCAGAGGUGUACAGGAAAACAUGUUGACUUGCUAGUGUGUGAAUAACUCGCACAUAAUGAAUCAGAGUGUGCUAUGUGCAUGCAGGUAAUGGGUAAAUAGUGAAAGAAUACUGUUCGCUUGAUAUGUAGGUGUGAGUAGCUGUUGUGCAGUUGUGGUGAGUUAGGUUAUGUAUGAGAAUAUAUGUAAUACAGAGUGUGUGGCAUUUUAUUGUAACUUUUGCUUUGGUUUUAAAUUCUAGCUAGGAUUACUUGUAAUUGUAAACUAUGGUCACAGAAAUGGGUGUGUUGAAAAUUUUUUACACAGUGCUAUUCCAAACUUUUUCCAUUUCAGUUUUCCUUUUUUUUAAAUUUUUUUUUUUCUCAGUGUUUCCAGAUCUUUGUAAUUCAAACAUCAAUAGCAGGUGUUUGGACAUCAACCAGAGUAGGAGUUCUCUGCCUCUCUCAGCAGUUUUGGCCAGCUGUUGGAUCCUAACAUUUUUCUGUGGCAUUUAGCUGGGAUUUCUGUGUGUACUGUAUGACUCAUUUUUUAUUUUCACUAAGGAAACGACCCAGGAUGACAUUUUCCGUUGUCUGUCAUCUCCUUAGCACGUGAUUUAACAUCUGCAGAUUUGCCAUUACUGAAAUGUUGAAUUAUUUUGUUUACAUGCCCGUCUGUUGCACCAAAUGUCAACUGAUAUUUAACCCUUCUAAAGGCUCAGAGGUUGAGGAUCAUGGUUUUACACAUUUGGCACUGGAAGAGUUGACUGUGAGUUCCAUACUUGGCUUUAUUAUAAAGCGCUACGGAAUCUGUUGGCGCUAUAUAAAUGGCAAUAAUAAUAAUAAUAAUGUUGGUCGUGUGCAUUGCAAAGACCCAGUUUUCCCAUACAGGAAAUGUUAAUGUAGCAUUUGAUAGCCAAUAACUUCUAAUACAAUUUUAUUUCUUCUUGCAGCUGUGUGAAAGUAGAGGAGCAUCAGGCAGCUGAUAUUGACCUGUAUCAUUGUCCGAACUGUGAAGUACUACAUGGGCCCUCCCAGUGUAAGUAUUUUCAGCUUUUUCAUGCAGUUAAAUAAGACCUAAAGUAAAUUUGUAAUAUUCGGUUAAUUCAUUUUUUAUGAUCUGUAUACAGUUUAAGGGUUAGUGGAGAACUUUAUAUAUCUUGGAGGGAAAUUUCAAACACUAUAACUACAGUUUCUUGUAUUUGUUUUGAUACUUGAAGACUAUGGGUGAAGUUAAACUGGUUUUCAUUAGACUGUAUUGAAGUAUUUUAAGUCCAUGCACUGACAGGAAUGUCCUAAUACAAAAAAUAGAUUCCUCACUACCUGUUUGUAAAAAAUAUUUGUACACCAUGCAAAUCCAAGCUGUUAGCACAACAUGUGAAAGAUACGACCAUCAAAUCUACGCUAGCAAUUUGAGGAUUAAAUACUGUAAACCUUUUGGCAAUGAACCCAAAUAUUAUGGAUGAAAGGGACACUAUAGUCACCUGAACAACUUUAGCUUAAUAAAGCAGUUUUGGUGUAUAGAACAUGCCCCUGCAGCCUCACUGCUCAAUCCUCUGCCAUUUAGGAGUUAAAUCCCUUUGUUUAUGAACCCUAGUCACACCUCCCUGCAUGUGACUUGCACAGCCUUCCAUAAAUACUUCCUAUUAGGCUUUCUUUAUUGCAAGUUCUGUUUAAUUAAGAUUUUCUUAUCCCUGCUAUGUUAAUAGCUUGCUAGACCCUGCAAGAGCCUCCUGUAUGUGAUUAAAGUUCAAUUUAGAGAUUGAGAUACAAUUAUUUAAGGUAAAUUACAUCUGUUUGAAAGUGAAACCAGUUUUUUUUUCAUGCAGGCUCUGUCAAUCAUAGCCAGGGGAGGUGUGGUUAGGGCUGCAUAAACAGAAACAAAGUGACUUAACUCCUAAAUAACAGUGAAUUGAGCAGUGAAAAUGCAGGGGAAUGAUCUAUACACCAAAACUGCUUUAUUUAGCUAAAGUAAUUUAGGUGACUAUAGUGUUCCUUUAAUUAGAAGUUUAAAUUCAUAAUUAUGAUGCCUCUAUAAUAAGUGGUGCAGUGUACACCACAGUUUUGGGACACUGCUUGACAAUUACUGAAGGGACUGCACGUAUCUACUGUCUCCUGACACUUUAUUCCCCACAACAAGCUGUACUAGUUAUAACGCGUGUAUGGUCUGUUUGUGGAGUUAUCCGUAUCAUGGUAAAUAUGAAUGUUUCUGUACGUGAUUUGUUUGUAUGGGUUUGUUACGUUUCCAUUCUCCGGAUUCACCAGGCACAGUGAAUCUGCAUUUACUGUUGCUUCAAGUAAAAACAACAUUAUUUAGAAACAUCACUUUUUCCUUGGGCAGGAAUUCUCCUGAGUAGUUUGUAGACACACGCGUGAUCAUUUGUAGUAAUUCUUUGUCAUUGUGACUUUUUUUUUUUCUGUUAGAAAGGCAUGCUUACUGAAAUUUUAAAAUCAUCACUUUUCCAGUGACUUCCUAACUGCGUUUUAAGAAGAGCAGCCUGAAAGUGAAAAUUACAUGUGCAGUGUGUGCUUGUAAAUGGGAUCUAAAAUAGUGUUUCUUGCAUUGUUACUUUCUUUAUGCAUUUGACAUUUUAAUAGUUUAAACUAAUCAACUGAUCUUUUGGCAAAAGGGAUGUUUUGGCUCUUUUUUUUUUUUUCCUCCUUCCUUUUCUUAAGACAAAUGCCUUCUGGCAGACAUAGGCAUGUAAGGACAAAAUGAAUCUUCAGAGUACAAGCAGUUCUGGUAUUUAAAUAGAACCUCGCAUGCUCAGUUGGGUUUUUAUCCCCAGUUAUAAGCCAUCUUCCAUGCUAAAAGGAUUUCACAACUGGUGCAUGCAGAUAAAAUGUCCCCAGGGAAACUAGCAGAAAAAAAAAAAUGCUUGCAUGAAUGGUAGCUUGAUGUAUUGGUUGUCAUAAAAAAGACCCUUGGUAUUGUAAUCUCCAAGUAAUGUAAGAUCUUAAUGGGAACCGUCACCAAAUGUGCAUCUUUCCAAAGAGCCGGACUGUCUGCUUACCUCCCCCCACACUUUUUUUUACAUUUUUUUUUUUCACUUUAAGUGAAAUUGAUUAUUAUAAAGGGUUAAGCACUUACACUGAAGAUGGGAACUCACUAUUGAUUAAAUAACAUCAUUAUCGAUCCUGUGACACUCAGAUCUUUUCCUUCCUAAUAAAAUUGUAUCCAGUAUUGGUAUCCAGUGUUAAUAUCCAGCUAGUGUGGCUAAUGGCUGUAGUUUUUUUUAUAAUUAAAUCCAAUGGAAGAUUAAUUUCACUGCAUAAAAAUCUCUGUGGCAUGUGUUUCUAUAAUGUCUUGAUUUUGUCACAGCUUAGUUGUAACAUUCAAUAGAUCACUCUGCUACUGGUACAACAUGGCUAACCUAGUCUGAGAGAGGCUGAUUUAUUGCUGUCUGCACACUAACAUAUUUAGUGAAAUGUAAUCGUAUGUCUGUUUGUUGGUUCUGGAGUUGUUAUUGAUAUUAUUUAUGCAGAUGUGAAUUUAAAGCAGUGUUUGUAAUCAGGAACAGCUUUCUUUUCAAUAAAUGCAUAUGUGUUUCACUGCUCAAUUAUCUCCCAUUUAGAAGUUAAAGGGACACUAUAGUCACCAAAACAACUUUAGCUUAAAGGGACACUCCAGGCACCCAGACCACUUUUGCCCAUUGGAGUGGUCUGGGUGCCAACUCCCACUACCCUUAACCCUGCAACUGUAAAUAUCGCAGUUUUCAUAAACUGCAAUAUUUACAUUGCAGGGUUAACUCCUCCUCUAGUGGCUGUCUACUAGAGGGCAUUUCCUGGUUUAUAGCACAGAUCUUCUGUGCUAUAGCGUCGCUGGACAUCCUCACGCUAUGUGAGGACCUCCAGUGUCGCUAAAAUCCCCAUAGGGAAGCAUUGAAAGCUUCUUUCAAUGCUUUCAUACGGGGAGGUCUAAAGCGCGUGCAUUAGGUCUCCACCGCCGUCCGUGCAUGCGCAACAGGUGCGUGGGCGGACCCUGCACCAGCGCCGACGGACAUCGGCACUGGAUACAGGUUUUAACCCCUUCAGCAACCUGGGAUGGGGGGUGAGAGGCAGAGGGGACCUGCAGUGCCAGGAAAACUGUUUUCCUGGCACUGGAGAGUCCCUUUAAUGAAGCAGUUUUGGUGUAUAGAACAUGCCCCUGCAGCCUCACUGCUCAAUUCUUUGCCAUUUAAGAGUUAAAUCAUUUUGAUUAUGAACCCUAGUCACACCUUCCUGCAUGUGACUUGCACAACCUUCCUAAACAUUUCCUGCAAAGAGUCAUCUAAAGUUUAUCCCUUCUUUAUUGCAAGUUCUGUUUAAUUUAGAUUUUCUUAUCCCUUGCAAUGUCAAUAGCUUGCUAGACCCUGCAAGAGCCUCCUGUAUGUGAUUUAAUGUUCAAUUUACAAAGCAAGAGAUAAGGUAAAUGACAUCUAAUUGAAAGUAAAACCAGUGUUUUGUUUCAUGCAGGCUGUAUCAGUCAUAGCCAGGGAGGUGUGGCAAGGGCUGCACAAACAGAAACAAAUAGAUUUAACUCUUACAUGGCAGCGAAUUGAGCAGUAGAACCUGAGAGGCAUGAUCUAUACACUAAAGCUGCUUCAUUAAGCUAAAGUUGUUUAGGUGACUAUAGUGUUCCUUUAAAUCACUUUUGUUUCUCUUUAUGCAGCCAUAGCCAUACUACUUUAAAGAUUUUUAUCUUCUGUUCUCGAAAUUGAACUUCUAUUACAUACAUGAGGCCCUGCAGGGUCUAGCAAACUAUUAACAAAGCAGUAGUAAAGAAAAUUUGUAAUAAAGAAAGUAUACACAUUAGAUGACUAGUGUCAGGAGGUGUUUAGGUAGAGUAUGAAAGUCACAUGCAGGGAGGUGUGCCAAGAGCUGCAUAAACAAAGUGAUUAAUCUCCUAAAUGGCAGAGAAUUGAGCAGUGAGACUACAAAGGCAUGAUCUAUAAACCAAAACUGCUUCAAGUAUGUCCCGUCUAGGCCCUUAGGAUCUGCUGAAGACUUACGUCUAUCUUCUGUCCGUACUCCCACCUCUGAUGCUCGCCUUCAGGAUUUCUCGAGGGCUGCACCGUUCCUGUGGAACUCGCUUUCCUCCUCCGUUAGAUGCUCACCCAGUCUCCACUCCUUCCAAAAAAUCGUUAAAAACCCACUUCUUCAUAAAAGCGUAUCAAUUAAACUGUUAAUAGCUCCUGACUGAUUCCUCUGUCACUAGUCUAAUACUAUCAUUAACCUUUUUUGUCAUUUUACCACACUCCCUCUAGCAUGUAAGCUCAUUGAGCAGGGCCCUAAACCCCUCUGUUCCUGUGUGUCCAACUUGUAUGGUUACAACUACAUGUCUGUUCGUCCGCCGAUUGUAAAGCGCUGCGGAAUUUGAUGGCGCUAUAUAAAUAACAUAAUAAAGUUGUUUAGGUGACUAUAGUGUCGCAUUAAUUUCAGCUGAUGCAUGCAGAUCUGGCAUUCAGCUAGCAGCUGAAUACCAGAUCUGUCUAAAUAAUAAUUUGGGGCAAAGUUAUAAAAGUGGAGAAAUUAAGUGAUAUAUGCCCUGGUUUCCAUGGCGAUUACUCAACUUUUUCCUCUUGGCUGGCACUGUUAAAAGUUUUAUAAUGCUCAUUUACAUCGUCCAUGAUUAUAACGACAUUCUCUUUUUCACAUAGUUACAUUUUUAGACCUUAGAACCAUGCCAUCUCUUUCCAUAUGGCAUUUGUAGAACUUCCUACUGUAUGCUGCUGUGUGUAUACCUUUUUCUUCCUGCAGGCUAUGUUUAUAUAUAGAUACAGGAAAUUAGAUUACUCUGUGUAAUUCCUGUUACUCAUUUAAACUAUAUAUAAACUAUUUCCUGGCCAGGAAACGACUGUCUUUGUUUUUUGACUAUGGGGGAAAAAAAAAAAAUAUUAGAAAACACAGGCAAAUCCUCUCAAGUGUUAAAUCACAGAAAGGAAACAAACUUUCCCAUUCAGGCGCUCGCUGGAGUUUUGUGGAAAAGAAUAAAAUAAAAUAAAGGUGUGUUUUUUUUUUUAUUUAUUUUUUUAUUUUUUAGUUCUUUAUUUAAUCGUGCAUAUAGGGUACACAUAGGCAAGCAAUGCCCCAACAGCUGUUGUUAGCUUCACAUUCAACAUUAGAAAACAUAGCACAUUUUAUAAGUACAUUAUACAAGACCUAUUUAAAUAUCCCUUGUGGGUGUGGUAAGAGUGGAAGUCAGUUUGGUGAUACCCACAAUGGGGUUGUGCCUCCUUCCUAUAGACUGUGUGUGGCGCAUUAGAGUUGGUAACCCGGCAGGAGGGGGGUGGUAGGGAUUUGUUGGCGAGAGUGUUUACUCUGCCAUGCGGUGUGUUUGGCAACAGUUAACAAGUGUUAAUACAUCCUAUCUUUGUGCUUUUGUAGUGCUUGCUUAUGAAACUGCUUGGGUUGAGCACAUAUUAGGCUAAUAGACUUUGCACGUAUAUUACGGGUUGCGCAAUAAGAAAGAAGAAAUUAUAAUUUAUUUUUUUUAAAUAGUAGAUUUGAAACGGAAACGGAAACAAAGGAGAAUAUAGAUGUGUAUAUAAAAGUAAACAUUCUCUAACUGUGGUAGACAUGUGUGAUGAUGGUGGAAUACAAAAGUCCCCUUGGGUGGUUCAGCUUCUGCUCCCUCAAGUGGGUGAGCUGUUAGGUGACUUUACUAAAUGUAUAUUUUCUUUUCACAUUUCUGACUGCAUUAUGUGUACCUGCUAUUUGUAUCGUAUGUCUGUCUGUUCUAAUAUACAAUUUAGAAUCCAGAUCUACAGUUGUACUGCAGUGUGGACCUAAAGGAUCACUAUAGGGUCAAAACCACCAUCUAGCCCCCCUGGGCCCCUCAUGCCUCCAUCAAUAUAGCAAAAUCUUACUGUAUUCAAACUCGAAGCUGUAAAUCUGUAUGCUGUUUGACUCAGAAAAACAAGCAGUCUGCUAAUAUCAUCAGAAGUGGUAGCCUGAUCCAAUCAAAGUGCUUCCCCAUAGGAUUGGCUGAGACUGACUAGGAGGCAGAUCAGGGGCAGAGCCAGCAUGAUUCAAACACAGCCCUGGCCAAUCUGCAUCCCCUCAUAGAGAUGAAUUGAAUCAAUGAAUCUCUAUGAGGAAAGUUCAGUGUCUUCAUGCAGAGGUAGGAGAUACUGAAUGUUUGGAUGCAUUUUGGGCAGCCAUGAUCCAGGAAGGAUCUCUAACAGCUAUCUGAGGAGUGGCCAGUGACGUUAUCACUAGGCUGUAAUGUAAACACUGCAUUUUCUCUGAAAAGACAGUGUUUAUAGCAAAAAACCUGAAGGUAAUGAUUCUACUCACCAGAACAAAUUCAAUAAGCUGUAGUUGUUCUGGUGACUAUAGUGUCCCUUUAACCAUGGAGCAUGUGUUUACAGUGUGCUGGAAGAAUUGUAUGGAAUUGAAUAGCUCACAAGAAAACAAUUGUUACCAUCUAAUGUAUUGCCGUCAUACUGUUAUCCGCUGUGAGGAAGCAUUUGCUUAUGGGGAUAUAGUGUACAAAAUGAAAGGAACACUCUAAUGUGAAUAUGAGUUUGCAAUUCUGCUAGCAUCUGUGGAUUGUUCACCCUUCUCGCCCGCAGAUUGUCAAUGUUCUUGAGAUACAUUGGUUCUCUGGAACAUGCCCCAAGUGCACAAACUUCUUUUAAACUGUGCACACGUAUACUACUGUAGUAUUCACAUAGAAAUGGUGAAGACCACUUACAAUAAAGCUGCAUUGUGGGCUUGUAACUCCGUCUUGUUUUCUAUUAAUGUGAUUUUUGAAAACAAAAGGAGAAAGAAGAUGGAAGGUAGCGCCAGUAAUAUUAAGUGUAUUAAACUGAAAAAAUUAUAAAAAAAAUUAAAAGUAUUAUAGAGUAUAAAAAGUCCACAAUAAAAGUCCAAUCAGAAAAAAAUACCACUUGGAAGGGAACAGCCAAGUCUUGAUAGAGGUCGUUUUCUUGUUUUGUUUUUUUUUAAAUAUUUUUUCAGUUUUAUAUACUUAGUAUUACUGGCGCUACCUUCCAUCUUCUUUCUCAGUUUGUUUUCGUAACUUUUUAAGGUUUGUGAGGAAACCCUAUUUAUGUAGGUGUGCUGCCUUUGCUUGUCCUUUGCUGUUUGUUAGCGCUGACCCUUUGUAAUGUGUGAUUUUUGUAAUAAUGCUUAAUUACUAUUAUUUUGAGCUUUAGCUUUUUUCUGUUUUUCCUUUUAUUGUAUAUAAAAAAGUGUAAGCAAUUUAGCAUAAAGAAAUGUCCAGAUCCGUUUAAAACCAAUCAUCAGACUUACUGAUUUUGAGGAAGAUCAUGUAUUGAGUAUCUGACUCGGAUUAGCUUCAUGCAGACCUCGGUAAUCCCAGGAUUCUUUGGGCUGCUAGACAUGGCUGACCAUGCAGAGUGGUUUUUGAGGACAUAGAGCAGCUGGAACAUGCAGCCUUUGCACAGCUGCUGCACAUGUUUCACCAGGGACCGAUUUCCAAACCUAACCACUGGUUUAAAGUGAAUUACUUUCUCUACAUUGAGAUGGAAUUCAGGUUUAAAGCCUGUGUUAUCCUAUUAAGGAAAAAUUUAAUUUCAUGACAUCAUUCCAGACUGGUCACUAUAUAUCCAGCACCAGCUGACAAUAUGCUUAUGUGAUUAGUAUAAGGAAGUCUGUCAUUAAGGGAAAGGUGUUCCUAGUAUAACCAGAGAAGCCUAUAGUUCUCUCUCCUUUUGUCAAGAGUGAAUAACCCAUUGAAAGUUUGGAGCUUGUCAUAAGUACUAAACCGCUUACAGCCUUCACACACUGUGCAGAAGCUGUCUGUCUGUGCUAAUGUUUGAUUCCUCCAAGAUCAUGAGAGGGCAGUAGUAACGAAGUACACUUGACCUUUAAUAUACCAUGACCUGAUUAUGCUAGUUUCAGUCAACUGUUUUAACUCAAAAAAACUCUUUUUCUUAGAGUUGCUAUGCAGAGUGAGCGUAUUAAAUUACUCCAUUUAACUCAUUGGCGCCAGUGUGUUUAAAUGCCUGUAAUUGGCUGCUUGCCAAGAAAGCCUGACCGCUUUCAGCAAAAGGCAGUUGUAGAUGGACAGAUGUAUUUUAAUUGUUAAAUUACAUGCUAGACGUAGACACCUUGACUGACACUCAAUCCAUGCUUUUUAUUGCUCACAGUAACCACUUUAUCUAUCAAUAUUCAUGCCAAGUUAGAAUUACUGUUUACUUUUUAUAUUUAGUGGGGUCUGUUACACAAUUUUAUGCUUUAUGUAGUGUUUUUUUUCUUUUCUUAUUUUUUAGGAAGAACUGACUUUAUGAAAACCAAUUUUGGCAUGGAUAUAUAUAUAUAUAUAUAUAUAUAUAUAUAUAUAUAUAUAUAUAUAUAUAUAUAUAUAUAUAUAUAUAUAUAUAUAUAUAUAUAUAUAUAUAAUUUUUUAUUUUCCAUUUCAUAUUGUGAAUAGUAGGCUAUGUCUAGGAAUCUUUGUAAUAAGUGUUAAAUAAUUAUAUGCUGUUAAUUGACACAAUAGAGGCUUGAGCAUCCUAAGACCUUGGAGCCUUUUGAAAGACUAAUUUCUUUGUAUGAAUAUCCAUUGAUGCAUGCAUGCAUGUAUGUAUUUGCAUUUAACAUUGUGACUUUUAGAGACAUUUCACUGAUGUUUUCUGUGCAAGUCCUGGGUUCUACUAAGUUUAUAGAACAGAGCUUUUUAACUAUAUUUUCUCUAUUCUUUCUCCUAGGUUGUUAGUGUUUUCUUAAAUCUACAGUGCCCCCUACUGGAACUCAGGCUGGAUUAACCACAAGCCUCUCCACAAAUACAGUACCUACCAGAGGGUCUUUUACUCAACUGUGGGACUGUGCGAUAGUGACUGCCUGAAUUUUAUUUUUCUUUGAAGACUACAAUGAUAUUUUUUCUCUCUAAAUCCUCUGGUCAAGUUUUAAUCUCCUGGAGAUUACACAUACCAUAAUAAAUAGGAAGAUGUAAAAAC
This is a messenger RNA of Pelobates cultripes (western spadefoot toad), 36255 nucleotides long. The record is from the annotation of a GenBank genome assembly. Lineage: Eukaryota; Metazoa; Chordata; Amphibia; Anura; Pelobatidae.